AUGUUUUCCCACAUCUCCUUCGACUGUGUCCUGCUACUGCUGCUGCUGCUACUUCCAAAAUCCUUGGAAGAGGUGUACACUGUCGAGGUGGGUCAGGAUGCUAUUUUGCCCUGCCACUACUCUCCGACCUCCUCAGUGAAAAAUGUGCCUGUGUGCUGGGGCCACAGUUUCUGUCCAGUAUCACACUGUCACGAAACAGUGCUCACCACUGAUGGAAGUCACGUGAACCAACGAGUAUCCAGCAGAUACAAGCUAAAGGGAUCAAUACAGAAAGGAGAUGUGUCCCUGACCAUCGAAAAGGUGACUUCAGCAGACAGUGGGACUUACUGCUGCCGGGUUGAAUUCCCAGGCCUGUUUAAUGAUAAAAAAGUAGACCUGGAGUUGGUCAUCAUACCAGCCAAGGUCACCACUGCUUGGACCCUGAGGAAGAACCUCACCACAAUCUUUCCCCAGAUGUUUACCACCAAGGGUCACAGCUCAGCUGAAACAUGGACAUGGGAGACGUUCCAUAAUGGUAAUCAAACAAAAAAUUCCACAUUGGCUAAUGAGAUAAAAGACUAUAUGACGAGCACAAGAAUUGCUGUCUACACUGCAGCAGGGAUAUCAGCAGGCCUGGCUAUGUUUUUCAUCAUUGCUGCUUUAAUUCUCAAAUGGUAUUCUUACAAGAAAGACACAGUACCUAACUCAAGCCUCAUCUCUAUGGCCAACACUCCUCCCUCCGGCUUUGCAAAUGCAGCAAGGAUGCACUCAGAGGAAAAUAUCUACAUCAUUGAAGAGAAUAUUUAUGAACUGGAGGAUUCGAAUCAGUAUUACUGCUCCAUCAGAGAAGAACAGCAGCCCUGA
This is a messenger RNA of Elephantulus edwardii (Cape elephant shrew), 843 nucleotides long. It is a transcript of the gene HAVCR2, whose product is annotated as hepatitis A virus cellular receptor 2. The coding region runs from base 1 to 843 and encodes 280 amino acids. The transcript is spliced from 7 exons. The record is from RefSeq and is a predicted model, not a curated record. Lineage: Eukaryota; Metazoa; Chordata; Mammalia; Macroscelidea; Macroscelididae.